Messenger RNA from Zingiber officinale, 2325 nucleotides. RefSeq lists its product as uncharacterized. Lineage: Eukaryota; Viridiplantae; Streptophyta; Magnoliopsida; Zingiberales; Zingiberaceae. The record is from RefSeq and is a predicted model, not a curated record. The transcript is spliced from 6 exons. The coding region runs from base 293 to 2080 and encodes 595 amino acids.
GAACAAGCCUCUCCCUUUCUCUUCUCGUUCUCGUUCUCGUUCUCGUAAUCUCCCUCGUGUUUCUGAUCCCCAAUCGCGAGGUAACCGGCGUCGAGGAUCUUACGGCGCGGUCGGAGAGCGUCUCCUGAGCGCUCCGCUUCUGGAGUAGUUGAGCAUCUCCUCUCUUGUGGCCGAGUUCUUCACCGAGCGGCUGCGGAUCUGGUUGAUUAAGAUUGGCUCGUUCAUUUUUCCUAUCAUGUUUGUAUUUCAGUGUGUCCAAAAGUUUUAAGUACUUAGAAGGGUUUCAAGUAUCAUGGCUCCUGCGCAAUGUAUGUAUGGUGCCAAUGAAGAAGGAAAACUUGAUGUCUCAGUAAAAACGGAGAACAAGGAAUUUGUAGAAACGAAAGAGGCAGCCGGAAUAUUUUCUUCAGAUAACAGUGAAGAUCGUAUGUUAUGUGUUGGAUCAUUGAAAGAAAUGGGCAAAUCUGUAGUUGUCCCUGAUGAAAGUAAACUUAACCACAUUGUAAAAUCUGUGAACAUGGAGUUGGUGGAUGACAAAGAUGUGCUAGGAUUUCCACAUGCAAAAAAUUGUGAAGAAGUUGAUUUUUGUGCUGGAUCCUCUACUUCCUUGACUAAAGUUGAUAAUGUCAUUGUUGAGGAAAUUGACAUUGUCAAUUGUACGGAUGACAUUGAUGACAAGGCACUGGAAAUUGAUGACCUAGAUGCAACUGAGUGUUCUAGCUCAUUCGGGGACACUUUCUCAGGUUCAGAGAAUGAGUUGAAGCAGGAGAAUGGGGGUAUGGAAGUUGAUUCACCACUUGUUCCUUCAAAUGUGGAUCCUGCUGUAUUUGAUUUGCUUAACAAGGAUUUUAGGAAGAAGAAAGUGAGUGCUCAUUGGAGAAAGUUUAUCAGUCCUCUCACGUGGAGAUGCCAAUGGUUAGAGUUGCACAUGAAACAAUUUUUCUCACAAGCUUCAAUGUAUGAUAAGGAGCUUACGAUGUACAAGCAUGGAAAGGAACUUCAGUCAAAGAUUAUUGAGUUGGAUAAUUCUGUCUCUAGAUCAGUGCCCUUCACAUCUCGAAACAAUUGGAAAAGUUCCAUGGACAGGAGAAAAAGGAAAAGAACUGAAGAUAAAGAUGGCAUAUCAUCAUAUAUGUCAAAUCAUGCUAUAUUUUCUUACUAUGAAAAUAAGAGAACAGAUUCAGACAGCCACUCAGUUGAUGAUGAUUGUGAAGAUUACAACAUCAUAAGCAAUGAUGAUAAUGAGUGGUUGCUUGGCUUGAAAGGCGGUGAUAAUUCCCUCGAACAGAUUCUUUUGAACAUUGAAGCUGUUAAAUCUAGAAUUCUGAAGUUGAAGAUUCAGCUUGACAAUGUCAUAGGUAGAGAUGUAAGAGAGAUACCUUCUCCUUCCAAUCUAUCAAUGGAAGAUCUGCCCGUGAGUUUUCUGCAAAAUGGUACUGGUGGAGGUGCAACGUCGACUGGAUUGCCAGGUACACCACCACACAUUGCAUCUGAAUGUGAGACACAGAGGGUGGUUAUGCCCUUAAGUGAAGGUUCAAGCUACGGUGAUGCUGCAGAUAUUGGUAUCAUUGAAAGCACAAUCGGCUUAUUGUCUGGCAGUGCUGUAACUCUUGAUCACCACCACAUGAGAGACUUGUGUGAAGAUAAUGAAGAUGUGUUGAUUGAUAACCCAAUAGCUGAGGAAGAGUAUCAGAACUUUGAGAAAGUCAGUCAUGAAACAGAUAAAGUUGAGGGUAUAGCAAAGCCAAACAGCGUGAUCCAUUCUGGUGACCAAAGUACUGCCCCUAACGUGUCAGUGCCAGAAACAAGUCGACCUGGAUCGAAUGUUGAAAUGCCACUGCAAACAAUUCUGAAGCCCUGUUACACUGGUAAAAGAAGAGGACGAAAGCCCAAGAAAAAGUGGCAAGCCAGUUUAGUUGCUGCUUCUCGUCAACCAAGGACCAAGAAGCUUCGCGUAUCUAGUUCUUCGUGGAGUGACUGGAAUUCUGGUCCUCCCAAGACUGAGAAGCUUCAGACUUCAGGUCCCUGGAGGAGCGAGAGGCUUAAGAUGCAAAGAUUAGACGCCAACAGGAAGUCGUAAGUCUGUCGACGCUUCACGUCCCUUGAGGGAGGAUUAGAUUCCAAGAGUGACCAGUAAGAAAACAUGAUGAGUUCAAGUGUACAUGCAUCCCAUCAACUUGUACUGGAGCCUGCUCUGGAUUCUCUUUCAUCCUAAUCUAGAACAAAGCUUGUAUGCUACUGGAUGACUGAAUUAUUAGGGUACUGUUCUAUGUAUAUGUUUUUUAUUAUUAUUAUACCAUGACCUCGAUCAGUUCCGUAGUGUCA